CAACAACAACAACAACAACAACAACAACAACAACAACAACAUUUAUUACAGCCACAAAGACAACAUAUCCUAUCACCCUCACUUUCACCUUCACCUUCAUUACCUUCACCCUCGCAACAUACCGUACAGAGUUUUGUAGACCCUCUUUUACCAAACACAUCAACACCUACAGACUCUCAUCCAACAUUUUGGUCUGGUUUUAACAAUGCUAUUCCAAACCUCGCUAAGAACUUUACUGAAUAUAUCUCUGGUUAUCCAGUGCAACAAUCACAACCACCAUUUAAUUCACCAUUACCACUUAAAACGGAACGAUCUUCUUCUACUACAUCGAUUACUACUACUACUAUGCCAGGUAUGCAAAUUAGAGUAUUAGGUGUCCCUCAGACAGGCGCCAAGUCUCGUGUUGAGACCCAAAUAAAGCUUUGUAUCCAAUUAGUCACAGACGAUGGUGACAAAGCACAAUGGUGGUCCCACCUCAAAUUACCAGAACAUAUGGUAGCCAAAGACAAACUAAAACGACAAGUGCUUUUAUCAACAGCACCUAAUGGAUCCAAAAUUGCUAAUGUGGCAGGAUUAGAUAAUGCAACUCAUAUUAAGCCUGAAAAAAUGUUGUUUUUGUCUGCGCGUGUCAUUUGUGCAAGCGAUCCAUCUCGGAAAGUCGUUACUUGUCUGGGCUGUAUUCAACGUGAGCGGAAACGUUCACAACGUAGAAAAGAAAACAAGGUCAAGCAUGAGCAAGAAGAAAGACAAGUAGACGAAAAGUCAAUUGCUUUAGAAGAACAAAAAGUGUUGCUGUUCAACUGUUCUGAAGUCGUUGAUUUUAAUUCAGGUGAUACAAUUCUGCCCACUCGUAUCACAUGUUACUGCAGACACCAUAACGAAAGACUCGGUUUCUGCAUUUAUUUUGAAAUGCUGGAUCAUACGGGCAAGCAAGUAGCCACAGGCAUGUCCCCCCCUAUCAUGAUCACAGACGACCAUAAAUCAAACAAAGUGAAGGCAGGCAGAAAACGUCAACGAACGGAGAUAGACAAAUUACCUCCAAACGCAAGCAUUCUUUCAAGCCCAUUUGAUCAACCACCAUUUGCACCUUCUUCUUCAUCUUCUUCCUCAAGUGCUGUUCCCAACACGAUUGCUUCAUUUCAACAAAAUCGACCUAUGUAUAACAACCCUCAUUUCAUUCCUCAACCGUAUCAAAUUCAACCUCGUCCUACACAUUCAACCACCACAACCACCACAACCACAACUACAGCAGCAGCAGCAGCAGUCAUCAUGGAUCCUCGUAGCCCAUUAACACCUUUAGACUCACCCAUGGGAGGCAAUUCACCUUUUAUCGAAAAAGCCAUGUCGCCUGUGCCUGCACCCAACACUGAAAGACCUUCUCUUCAACGCUUGAUUCCCAAUGAAGGUCCUACAUUUGGUGGUGUGGAAGUCACUCUUUUAGGCAGUGGAUUCAGAGCUGGUUUGACCUGUAUGUUUGGUGAUGUAGCUGCUUCCAGCACUCAUUUCUGGUCCCCCAACACUCUUGUCUGUAUCUUACCUCCUGCUGCAGAAGCAGGUACUGUGGUUGUUUCAUUCAAAGAGUAUCCUCUUGUGGUAGAUAGCCAAGAUGUCACUUUAUUUACUUAUUAUAAUGAAAAUGACCGUGCUCUGAUGGAACUUGCACUUCAAGUCGUGGGCCUGAAAAUGACAGGCAAAGUAGAAGAUGCUCGCGACAUUGCUAUGCGAAUUGUACAAGGUGGGGGCAAUAAUAACAAUGGUAAUGGUAGCAAUACCACUUCUUCUGCUCCUGCUGAUACAACAACGCAAAAGAUGUGCUUAGAACGACAUAUUAUUCAAGUCUUGCAAGUCAUGUGUGCAUUCCGAGAUGUUGAAUCCUCGGAUGUUUCGCUGACUAGUGCUCAAGGACACAGUAUGCUUCAUUUGGCUGCCAUGUUAGGCUUUGCUCAAUUGACAGACAUGUUGAUUGAUUUAGGCUGUGAUGUCAAUAUCACAGACAAGAAUGGCUAUACGGCAUUACAUUAUGCUGCCUGGCAUAACCAUGCCUCUGUGGUCCGUGUCUUGCUUGAAAAAGGUGCUGCUGAUCCAGACAUUUCAAACAGAUGGAACAAGAAGCCUGUGCAUCUGACAGACAGCAGUGCUAUUCAGAGCGCUCUUUGGAACCAUGUGGUUGUGGUAGACGAAUCUGAUGCAGUAUAUGAUGACUAUGAUUCAUCCGAUAAAAUGAGUGCUGAUGUCGACACUUCUUUUGAUGAAGAAGAGAGUGAUGAAGAAAGUGUUUGGUUAAGUGAUCAUGAAUCUGUUGCUGAAGAUACAUGGCGUUCAUCCUACUUGUCAGAUUCAGAAGAGUCUAUUGAAUAUCAACCUUAUUUAGCCUUUGAAGGACUUCGACACCGACGCAGGCAACAACAGCAACAACAGCAACAGUCAAAUACGCCACCUGCCAUUCAAUACCUACACGAAGAAGAAAGUUUGUCUCAUUCAACAGAUGAAAUCAUGGAUGCAGAAACACUUUAUCAUGUUCAUCAUUUAACAGACUAUGAAAUGGACGAAGCAGAUCCUAAAGAAAUGAAUUGGAUGCAGCGUACAUUGUCUCAUUUCCAACAGCCUACAGACAAUCGUUCGUUCCUUCAAAACAUCAAAAACACCAUUCCUGCUAAACCUGCAGAACUCAAUCUCAAGACGAUUGCUGAUCAUGUACUCGAGUUUUCUCGUCCAAGCAAUAUGAUUGCGAAUAUGUCUGUCUUGUUUGGAGCAGAUGAUGCUACUCAACAAAACAAAUCAUCACAAGAUGAACCAGCAGCAGAACAAGCAUUGGCUUGGUAUAUGGCUUUAGCGUAUGCCAUGGGCGCACGAAGCUUAACAGAAGAAGAAGAGCGAAAAGAACAACACCCUUAUGAACUACAGAAUAGUAGUAGUAGUAGUGGUAGUAGUAGUAGUAGUCAUAGCCAACAAAUCUAUACAGCAGCCAAGAAACGAAGAGAUAAACGCUUGUUCUCUUUCUGGGUUCCCAUGUUAUGUCUGAUGGUGAUAUGGUUGAUAUUCCAGCUUGUAUCAUCUCAUCCUAGUAUUGCCGAUACAAUCAUUAGUAUAUCAGGCUUUCGAAGACAGUACUUGACCAUGUACAACUAAACACUAUAUCUCUCUUCUAUAUAUUUAAACAAAGUCAAUAAAAAACGUCAUACCCUUAUUUUUCAUCCCU
Gilbertella persicaria is the source of this 3199-nucleotide messenger RNA. RefSeq lists its product as uncharacterized. Gene Ontology annotation, cellular component: nucleus. Gene Ontology annotation, biological process: regulation of transcription by RNA polymerase II. The transcript is spliced from 5 exons. Gene Ontology annotation, molecular function: protein binding; double-stranded DNA binding; transcription coregulator activity. The record is from RefSeq and is a predicted model, not a curated record. NCBI's taxonomy places the organism in Eukaryota, Fungi, Mucoromycota, Mucoromycetes, Mucorales, Choanephoraceae. Bases 346 to 3129 code for a protein of 927 amino acids.